Molecule: messenger RNA, 1665 nt
Organism: Penicillium mononematosum
Lineage: Eukaryota; Fungi; Ascomycota; Eurotiomycetes; Eurotiales; Aspergillaceae
Exons: 5
Coding region: 1-1665 (554 amino acids)
Biological process (GO): transmembrane transport
Molecular function (GO): transmembrane transporter activity
Source: RefSeq, a predicted model, not a curated record
AUGUCACCUGGCCAACCAGUCCCUGAUCCAGCCUGGCCGCCUGGGACUGUCCUUAUUGAAGACAAGCUAGCAAACUCUGACACGACAAAAGAUCUUUCACAGCCAGGAGACUCUGAGGUAGUCCUUCAGCCGAGACCUACAAGAAGUCCGAAUGACCCGCUGAACUGGCCGUUAUGGCGUAAGAAUCUGAACUUCGCACUCGUGUCUUACUACGUUGUGAUGGUACUCGCCCUUAUCGACGUCGCGACAGUAACCUGGGGCCCACUCAACCUGGAGCUGGGUUUUAGUUACGCUCUCCUCAACGAUAGCUAUGCUGCAGGUUGUGGUUCCCUCUGUAUCGGAGGUCUAUUCUUGGUACCUUUUGCUCUCAAAUUCGGACGCCGCCCAAUCUAUGUGUUCAGCACUGCCAUCCAGUGUGGAAUCAGUGUGUGGUCUGCAAAGAUGCAGACGGUGACUGAUCUCAUGCUGGUCAAUAUAUUGAGCUGCAUUGUGGGAGCUCUUGCAGAAGUGCUGGUGCAGAUGACCGUGGCUGAUAUCUACUUUGUUCACCAGCGCGGCCUCACUAAUACAAUCUACUUCUGGUUCAUGACUGUUGGAGUGACCCUGUCACCUCUAGCUGGUGGCUUCAUCACUCAGUCUCAAGGAUGGCGCUGGGUCUGGUGGUGGAUGGCUAUACUGUUCGGCGCGGGCCUUGUGGCCUUCAUUUUCCUCUACGAGGAGACCAUGUUCGAUGCCUCCCCCAUCGAUGGGGUUCCCGUUGCCGAUAAACUGAACCCAAACCCGCAGCCUGACAAAGAGGAUCUCGAACGAUCGGCAGUGGAUAAGUCCGAUCCAGCACAAGAGGGCCAUAUAAUGCCUGAAGUGCUCCAGAUUGACUACUCAAUUCCCGAAAAGACUUAUAGGCAGAAACUCGCACUGUGGACGAAUUCCCUAAUACCGUUCUCGGAAGUAGCAAAACACUGCUACCAGCCAUUUUUGAUCCUUUUUAGCAUCCCCGGUGUCUUCUUCAUGGCAAUAUUAUACGGAGUCAUGACUGCCUGCACAACGGUACCGGUAACCACACUUUCAGCAGUCAUGACGCUACCACCGUAUAAUUUCAACGCAUCGCAAAUCGGACUAAUGGGUGUGCCACCAUUUAUUGGCACCACUAUAGGAGCUAUUAUUUGCGGGCCGUUGAGUGAUUGGAUAGCCCUCACCCUUGCAAAACGGAAUGGCGGCAUUUUCGAGCCAGAGAUGCGGCUUUGGCUGGCUAUUGCAUUUACACCAUUGGUUCCGGCGGGCCUUUUCAUGUUUGGCAUUGGACUGAACAAUGGCUCACAUUGGCUGUUGCCCGCGUUUGGACUUGGUAUCAGUGCCGUGGGAAUCGUUCCUCCUAGCAGUGCUGCAUUGACCUAUCUGACUGAUGCAUAUACCGAUAUCAUUGCGGACUCGGUCUUGGGAGUCACGUUCGUUCGCAACCUCAUCUCCACGGUCUUUAUCUUCGCUCAAACCCCUUGGGUUGAUAGGGUGGGCCUUUCAUGGUUCUAUGUGACGUUUGGCUUAAUUGCUACGGUUGUUCUUUUGGGUAAUUUGUUCUUCGUUUACUAUGGGAAGAAGCUUCGGGCGAAGCUGGCUGGCACAUAUCACCAUUAUAGCAAGAAACAGCUGAGGUCUAGAGCAAAUUAG